This is a messenger RNA of Trypanosoma theileri, 882 nucleotides long. Its product is annotated as ubiquitin-like protein. Lineage: Eukaryota; Euglenozoa; Kinetoplastea; Trypanosomatida; Trypanosomatidae. Gene Ontology annotation, biological process: ubiquitin-dependent protein catabolic process. The record is from RefSeq and is a predicted model, not a curated record. Gene Ontology annotation, molecular function: polyubiquitin modification-dependent protein binding. Bases 1 to 882 code for a protein of 293 amino acids. The transcript has a single exon. Gene Ontology annotation, cellular component: cytosol.
AUGAGCGUCACGGUCAAGCUAUCAAAUGGUACUCAAAAGACCAUUGAAAUUCCGGAUUUGGGCAUAACUGUUGCAAAGUUUAAAGAAAUGGCUGCAGCUGCUACUGAAAUUCCAGCUGAAGAGCAAAGAGUUGUACUACGAGGCAGGGUUUUAAAGGAUGGAGAUAUUCUUUCUGCUGUGGGUAUGGAACACGGACAGGCACUUCAUAUUGUAAGAGGAAAAAGUACUGCUAAAGCUACUACUUCAUCUACAACUACACAAUCUACAGCAGAAUCAUCAGGACAACAAACAAGUUCUAAUUCACAGACCAGAUCUGAGGGCAAUAACCCAUAUAUGAGUUUAGCUGGUAGCCAACCUCCAACUGGUGGGGCUCCAAUGAACAGUUUUAUGAACCCUGGAUUAGGAUUUCAAAUGUCUCCUGAACAUACGGUACAAAUGUUACAAAAUCCUGUUUUUUCUCAAUAUGUUCAAGAAAUGAUGGGAAAUCCACAACUUAUGCAACAACUUAUGCAGGGAAUGUCCUCGGGACAAACAGAUAAUUCACAUAUGGGUAUGCAAUCUGUUUUAAAUAAUCCUGUUCUUCUACAACAUACGAUGCAAUUAAUGAGUAAUCCAGCAUUUAUGCAACAAAUGAUGCAAAUGAUGAACAGUGGGUCACCUGGUCAGAAUUCUCCUUUUUUGGGUCAAACAAAUACUCAGUUACCUAAUCCACUUAUGAGUGCUGGAUUUCCUUCCCAACAGGGUGAUCCUCGAGUUAUUUAUCAAUCUCAGCUUCAACAAUUAAGGGAAAUGGGAUUUCCAAAUGAAGAAGCUAAUCUUGCAGCCUUGCAACAAGCCCAGGGUAAUCUCGAUUUUGCCAUUGAAAGACUCCUUAACGCGUAA